AUGCGUCAGCUGGAACUCUACCUGUACCAUUUAAUCCCCCUGAAGAACGGGGUGAAUGCUCUCCCGCUCAUGCCACUGCUCUUCCCAGACGGCAUGUCGGAGCGAACGCUGCUGUUGAGCAUCUGGGCCGUCCUGUGGGUGGGCGUGGGCGUGCUGCUGCCGUGCAGCUACGUGUACAGCUGCCAGCUCUCCUCGCGGCGGCUGUGGCGCCGCGCGGAGCUCAAGAGGCAACACCUGCGCCAAUUGCCCUACGGCAAAUGCCCCGCUGCAAAAUUCGAUGCCAGCAUGAACCUCGUGCCUGUCUGGACCGAAUACCUGCCCGCCAUUUGGAGAGUCCAGGGGUGCCAAAUGCUCCGCGGCAAAUCCAAGUAUGAGCCUUGUGCCAAUCUGGGCCCAGUGUCUGCCCGAAAAGAGGAGCUUCACAGGGCGUUUUGA
Messenger RNA from Coccomyxa subellipsoidea C-169, 435 nucleotides. RefSeq lists its product as hypothetical. The transcript is spliced from 2 exons. The coding region runs from base 1 to 435 and encodes 144 amino acids. Lineage: Eukaryota; Viridiplantae; Chlorophyta; Trebouxiophyceae; Coccomyxaceae. The record is from RefSeq and is a predicted model, not a curated record.